CAAAGUCCUCAACAAACAGUAGCCAUUUAUCUCCUGCUGAUUCUGCACAACCUCUCUUUCUCUCUCUAUCUCUAUGAGAAGACUUUCUCUCUCUAGAACCAAAUCAACAACCAACCCCUCCAAGAAGAAACAAAGAAACAACACAACCUUCUCUCUCUCUCUCCCUUGGGUUUAUUUUUUCUCUCUCUAAAAUGGCCCAGCUGGACCAAAAUUUAUGUAGAAUAGAGGAGAAAAACAAAAAAAAGGAAAGAUGGAAAGAUAGGAGAGAAGGAAAGAUAUGUGUCUUCAAAUGUCCUCCAACCACUGCUAUUCUACACCGCAUCUUCCCACAAAUACCCCUUCUUCUUCACUACUCUCCUCCCAAUCUUUAUGGGCCUUUUGGGCUUCUCACUUUCUCCAUGUCUUUCAGAAACAAAAACUACAUACACAGACGCGACCCUCGCUCCUUCUACUUUCUCUCUCUAUAAUUACAUCCCCCUUUUGUUCUCUCUCCCUCUCUCUUCAAUCCCAAUCCUUAUCCACGUAUUGGGUUUGCGGUUGUUUCUUCUUUGCUUUAUUUCCAAGUUUUGUUUGUGGGUUUAAUGGAUUCUCACCCACUCUCUCUCUCGUCUUUCUGUUCCUAUAUUUGAUCUGGGUCUCCGUUUUCUGGGCUUAAUCUGGGUUUUCUGUUAUUGGGGAUGCAAGUUUGAGGAAGAAGAUGAAGAGGGUUCCUUUGGCUUCUCGGCAAUCUCGUGCUCUUGGCGAUGAAAUUAGGGUUGGGUUCAAACAUCAAAGUCUAUUGCAGGAUUACUUGGAAUUACAAAAGGAAUUUGUGGCAAAGAAGAGGAAACUACUGGCAGCAAAUCAGAAGAGAGAAACCCUUUUGGCUGAAGUUCGAUUCUUGAGAGGAAGGUAUAGGUAUCUAUCAAAAAUCCAAUCUCCACCACCCAAACCAGAGCCACUGCAAAAUCCAGACAUUCAAAGCAAAAAGCUUCCAAAGCAGAAGAACCCUCAUGUCAAUGGAGUUGAUGUAAAGAGCAAAAAGAUUGCAAAGACAAGGAAUCCUAGUGCCAAUGGAGCUGUUCUGAAAAGGCCACCACCUCCUGCAGGCCUGAUUUUGGGUGGUGAGAGAAUGGGAGAAGAAGCUGUUUUGGAGCCACCGAGAGUCAGGGGGAAGCCUAAGAAUUGCUUGAUCAAUGACAAAAAGGGGAAGAAGAAAAUCUCAUGGCAAGAUCCAGUGGCUUUGAAGGUCUAAAUUUCCCUUGGAUUAGUCCUUCAUUGGCAUUGCAAUAGAUGAUUAUGAUUGAGAUUUUUUUUUCUUUGUAUUUUUUUUAUUCCUUUCCUUUUUCAGUGCAAACUGGAAAGGGAGUAUCUGAUAAAUCAGUACACAUGAAAAUGUGGAACACCCAUUAACCAAAUCAUAGGAAUUAUAUCUUACAUGUUAA
Messenger RNA from Vitis vinifera (wine grape), 1424 nucleotides. RefSeq lists its product as uncharacterized. The transcript has 4 exons. Lineage: Eukaryota; Viridiplantae; Streptophyta; Magnoliopsida; Vitales; Vitaceae. Bases 698 to 1234 code for a protein of 178 amino acids. The record is from RefSeq and is a predicted model, not a curated record.